AUGAUAUUCGGAUAAGGAGAUAAACUUCACUCAUCAACAGUUUUGCAAAGUACUCCAGGCUAGUAUUGCUCUGCCAAUCAGGGCUAAUAGUAUCCUACCUAUGACUUAGAUCCUAUUGAAGUUACUAUUGGAGAUACUGUUGAGUACUAAUUAACUCUUAAUAAAAUCAAAUAAUGCUAAGGUCAAGUUACAUCCAUUACCUCCAUUUAUGAUGAAUUCGGUUUGGCAUCAAGAACAAAACCUAAUGCUUACAUAACGAUAAGUGCUAUUUCUUAAAACAGUGCCACAAUAACAGUCAAUGCAGCAGACCCUUUAAUUUAGCCUGGCUACAGAUAACUCAUUAUCACGGCUUGUUUUCCUGCAUCUCCAUCUCAAUUAUGUAAUACAGAAACAGCACUUCCAUUGAUAGUUUGGCCAAAGUAAAUUAUCAAAGCACCAAUGACUUAACCAUAAGCUUGCAAAUCAUAAAAAAAAUAUCCAAAAACAUUAUCAAGUUACAACUCUUAUGUUAUGUAUUCAGAAGCUGACCUUGAUAAAGAUAACGGUAAUCAUGUAAUAUGUGGGCGUAUAUAAAAUUCACCUUAUAAGCCUUAGCAAUUUAAUACAGCUGGAGGAACCUACUUAUGCUUGAUUGUUUUCUCUGAUAUAAAUGGACAAAUCUACUGGGGAUAUUCUAUAGUAUAUCUUGUAACAUCAUAAAAUUCUCAAAUAAGAUCUUGUAAAAUUAGUGCAAACAAAAACGUCUAUGGAUUAUUUGUACUAACUGAACUGACAUAUUUUGCAUUAGUUAAAUUUGACUAUGAAACUGGCAGAGUUUACUAUAAUUCAUAUGGAUCCAGUUUAUGA
Molecule: messenger RNA, 846 nt
Organism: Stylonychia lemnae
Lineage: Eukaryota; Ciliophora; Spirotrichea; Sporadotrichida; Oxytrichidae
Source: the annotation of a GenBank genome assembly